Glossina fuscipes is the source of this 1436-nucleotide messenger RNA. RefSeq lists its product as uncharacterized. Gene Ontology annotation, molecular function: odorant binding. The transcript is spliced from 2 exons. Lineage: Eukaryota; Metazoa; Arthropoda; Insecta; Diptera; Glossinidae. Bases 887 to 1303 code for a protein of 138 amino acids. The record is from RefSeq and is a predicted model, not a curated record.
CUCUACCGCACUAAAGAUUAUCUCGGCCAUGUGGUUUUGAUAAACGCAUACCCGUCUGCUUGACUAUGCGGUACAAAUCAGUGACUUCAAAAAACCAAAGAAAACCUAUGUCUAGCAAACGAUGUAAAGUUCGACAUUUAGACUUUUUGAGCUUUCUUAGCUUUGGAAACUGCGAGAAGAAUAACUCUCGAAAUCACUGAAGUUCGAAAACUCAGACAUUGUUAGAUGAAACUUCAUAUCAAACUUGAUUAAAGUGAAAGAAGGACUGAGCUGAUCAGUAAUAAGAAAUAUCUCAAGGCAAAUGAAGUUAAGUCGAUUAUACAAAGGGACAAUGGACACGAAUGAAAAUGAAGGAGAAAUUUCGUACUGUGGGUUUAUAUAGAAAAUAUCAAGCUAUUCUUAAUCAAGUCUUGAUGCUUAAAGAGUCACAUUGGGUCGCCAAGCAGUCGCUUUCAUGAUCAUCGUGAGUAUGACUAAACACUUCGCCAAAUACUGCUCUUACAGGCAGUUACACUGAUCGGCCUAAUAAAUGUUCCUGUCUUCCAAGAAGAAAGCGGACACUGAAGCAUUACUUAGAUCUUUCAAUGACGUACUUCAAAUUAAAUAUUAGUAAGGAAAGGGAUGAGUUUCGCUAAUGGCGGCAGAAAUGAAGGAAAUAUUUUUUAAUCUAGUUUCUUAUAAAUUGUUUUCUUUGAGCAUAAACACUUGACGGAGAGUGUAUAAAAGUCGAUUAAAUAUUAAUGCAUAGUCAUGUCUAUUAAUUAAAAUUGUUUCAGUCUCCAUAAUGCAUAAAUAGAAGCCAUCAUCCCUUUCUUCUUUUAGUAUCAGUCAAAUAAUUCGAGUGCUUUUAAUAGUAGAAAUUGAAAAAAAAAAAAGAAAAAAAGCGAUGAAAGUUUUCAUAGUAUUUUUGGUUUUCAUGAUCAUAGGUAGCACAUCCGCUUUCAGAAUAAUACAUAGGACUUUGUCGAAAUUGUUUGAAUGCCAAAAGCGAGAAAACGUUCCAAUGCAAGAUUGGUUUGCUGGAAAUUUACCCGAUUCAGAUCUCACGAAACUUGUUCCAAAUCAUAAAUGUGCCGUUUAUUGUCAGAAUGAAGCUUUCGGAUUGACAACGAAUGGCAUACUUAAUCCAGAGGCGAUAUUACGAUUCCUACCAGAACUUGAGAAAAUAUACAAUGUUGCAGAUAUGGUAAGGUACUGCCAACAUGCCGGAGCUUCUAAUAAUUGCGAAGGUGCUCUUAAAUUGAAUAUUUGCUUUGAAAAUUAUAGACUUCCAACAAACAACUCUUCAAUAGAAAAAUUUUAAUAAAUCAUUUUGAUGAAAUGUGACAGAAAGUCAAAUAGAUAAAAAAGAAUGUUGUGGUAUCGCAAAAGUAUUGCGAUGCACAAGUUAAUGAGAAACAAUUUAUUACAAAUAAAGUAAACAUAUUUUCGAUUAA